CAAAGUUACUCAAAAUGAGGAGCUUUGUGAUUUUAACAGUGCUGUUCAUCGCAAAUGUUACAGCGAUCCAGUUAUUUUGUCCACCGGGUAGUACUGGCGAACACCCAAACUGCAUUUGUGAAGAUAAACAUUUGCAGAAAUUUCCAUACGAUGUCGUCAACAACGUUUGUUCGGUUGAAAUUAAUGUGAAUGAUAUAUGUCCAAAAGGUAUGGAUGGGCAUUUUCCAAAUUGCAUUUGUAAAGAUGGUAAAGUGUUUGUACCGAAAACAAGCGAGUGUGUACCGGUCGACAAAAGUCAGUGCCCAAAUGGAUCGAAAAAAGUUGACAACAAAUGUGUUUGUGAACAUAGAAACGGAUUUAAAUAUGAAUUCGAUGAGAUCUUUUGGAUAUGCCGACCAUGGUACAUACCAACCACAACUCCAGCGCCACAAGCGUGUCCAACACCACAUCAACAUCUUGUUGGAGACAAAUGUGAAUGGGACCGUUGUCCAGCAGGAUAUACAUCAGAAACUGGUUACUGGCCUAACUGUGUUGGACCACCCACGUGUCACCAAAAAGGUUUAAUUGGAGAAUAUCCGAACUGCCAUGGUGCACCGGUCCAUUGUGGCUAUCAUCAAACUGGAACAUAUCCAGACUGUCAUUGGCUCCCGUGUCCAGCAGCAUACAUAUCGAAAACAGGCUAUUGGCCUGAUUGCCAAGCUCCGCCGUCAUGCUCGGAACGAGGUUUUAUUGGCAUUUAUCCUGACUGCCAUCCUCCGCCUCCAACAUGUCCUCCUCAUCAUCAUCGUAACUCAGACGGUGAAUGUAUUCGAAUUACAUGCCCACCAGGACAAGAAGGAGACUAUCAACCAAAUUGUAAAUUGGUUCCUAAAUGUCCGUCAUCAUAUCCUGGAAAAUGGCCAUAUUGUAAUAUUUAUGCAACGACACCGCGAAAUGCUUAUAUUCCACCGGAAACACCAUCUACACCAAAAACAACAACCACAACUAGAGCAACAACUACGACAACAAAAGCAACGACAACGACAACAAAAGCAACGACAACGACAACAAAAGCAACGACAACGAGAGCAACAACUCCUACAACAAGAGCAACGACAAUGCGUAACACUUAUCUUCCACCGGACACACCAUCUACACCGAAACCAAUAACAACAACUAGAGCAACGACAACCACAACAACAACUACCACAACAACACCACGACCAAAACCAAAGUGCCACUGUGAAUGUAAAAGCAACGAAAUUGUUAUUUUCAAAGAUAAUUUUGAAUGGAAUCCAUCAUUGAAAUACAAACGUUCCGCAAAUGAAGAAGCGUAGGAAUUCAUUAAUAAAUUGAGUUGACAAAA
Molecule: messenger RNA, 1345 nt
Organism: Contarinia nasturtii (swede midge)
Lineage: Eukaryota; Metazoa; Arthropoda; Insecta; Diptera; Cecidomyiidae
Product: spore coat protein SP65-like
Exons: 6
Coding region: 15-1316 (433 amino acids)
Source: RefSeq, a predicted model, not a curated record